AUGCUCACUAUGUAUACACGUAAUAUUGGACCUUAUCACCAUGGUGGUCUAUAUAAACACAUAGGGAGGUCUUAUCCACUCUGCCAGGAAGUUGUCAGACUUUGGAACAGGGAUGUCAGGAACCACAUUGCGAUACAGGCCACGUAUCUAUAGGCAUUCACAACUCCCUGGCAUACAAAUUAAGCAGAAGGUUCUCAAUGGGCCAUUCGUGGGAGGUUCAUGACACAGUCCUAAGUGAGAUUUUACACAACAGGUUAUUUUGCUGUGGGACCUCUUUGAGUUGCAAAUGAAUAGAAUGCUCCCCCUGUUGUGACUCUCAGGGUAACACUUUGCUGAUGUCCUGGAUGAAUGGCCUCAGAUUGCCUUUCCUCGCAUUCCUCUGUUUCUGCAAGUCAUAGGGAAGAUUCAUAGCAACAGAGCCAACAUCAUUCUCCUUAUACCCACUGACUCAGACAGCUUUGGUUCACAGAAUUUCUAUUGAUGUCUGCGCCACCAACACCAAUCAAGAUCUGCCUGUUCCUGGAUCUCCUGAACCCAGAUGAGGGAAGAUGAAGCAUCCCAAUCUGGGCUCAUGCCAUCUCACAUCCUGGUUUUUAGAUGGGCAUUGGAAAUAGGAUGCUUGUGUUCAGCCCCAGUUCAGGUGAUCUUUAGCCAGAGUACUAAAGAGUCUACCAAAACCUAUCAUCAGGCUAAACUGAGAUUCUUUUCAGCCUGGGCGCAACAACAUCAUUGUUCUCCAGAUAGUCUAGAACUGGAAUAGCUGCAGUAUAUCGUGUCCCUGAAGACUUCCGGGGUCUCUGCUGGCUUUUUAAGAGUUUACCUACCAGUGAUUAGUGCCUUCCUUCCUCCAGUGGUCUUUACUCUCACAGCUACAGUAUGAUUCAUGAAAGGCCUGAUCAGGACCUUCCCACCAGGCUUAAACCUACUUCUUAAUGGAAUGUUAACCUCAUCCUGUCCAAGCUCACUAGUCCACCUUUCGACCCCUAGCGACUUGUGCCAUGUCCACCUGUCCAUAUAGAUGGCAUUUUUAAUCACCAUCACCUCAGUUAGGAGGGUCAGCAAGCUCAGAGCUAUCAUGGUGGACCCUCCUGAUACAGCAUUUCACAAAGAAAAGAUUUCUUUUUGACUACACCCAAGUUUCUUCAAAGAUUGAGUUCCACGUCAGUCAAACAAUACUUACCUUUAUUUUUACAGAAACGUCACAUUUCUCUGAAGACACGAGAGUUCACUCCUUUGAUGUCUGGCAGGCCCUGGGGUUCUAACUACAAAGAUCCAAGCCUAUUGGGAAAUGACCCAGACUCUGUCACUGUAGCAGAUAUUCCAUGGGCAAGCCAUAUCAUCCCAGAGGCUUUCUAAGUGGGUUUCAGGAUGUGUCUUAGAGUGCUACAAGAUAUCAAACAUUCUUCCCCUUGGGGGUGUCAUAGAUCACUCCAUCCCUAUAAGACAUUCAGCUGCAGAACAUCUGCAGAGAGGCUACCUGGAGUUUGAUUCACGCAUUUGUGACACACUACGCUCUAGUUCAUGCCUCGGCUGUGGAUGUAGUGGUGGGAUCAGUAGUGCUGCAAGCAUCUUUGCUACCAGCUUCUUCUUACCAGCCUCUGGCCAGCAGUAUUCAGACUAAUCACUCAUGUGUGGAAUAUGCACAGGGACCAUCACUUGAAGUAGUGGAGGUUACUUUACUGUAACUGGAGGUUCCUUCAAGAUGUGUAGUCCCUAUCUGUACUCCACUAUCCCCCUGCCCCACUAUCCCCUAUGCUUUGGGUCCUGUUGGAUAUGCAGAAAGAGGAGGAACUGGAGAGAUGUCAACCCACACUGCCUCUUAAGCCCUUGGUCGGGAGCAUGAGAAGAACUACAUGUGUGGGCCAAUGGACACUGCUUUGAAGAAGUUCUGGACUCGGGUGCAUGUCCUGCAUGCAUACGCAUAUGUGGAAUGUAGAUAGGGACCACCUAUCUCGAAGAACCUCCAGUUACAGUAACAGGCAGAAGUGGGUACCACUUCAUUUAGAUGAUGUAAGACCAGAUAGCCAAGAAGGAACAGGCUCUCUAAAUAGUUCAAGAUCUCAGCCAGAAACAAGCAAAUUAGUGCCAUACAACAACAGACGAAACGAGUCAAGAACUUGGCGCCGUGAUAGAGAGAGAAGAGAUGACCAUGAUGAAGUUUCCAGUGUCAGAAGUGAAGGUGGCAGCAUUCGAGGAUUCUUUAGAGGCAGAGGAAGAGGGCGUGGCAGAGGAAGAGGGCGUGGCAGAGGAAACCCUCGAAUGAACUAUGAGUAUUCAUAUGGUUACCAAGAACUGUAUGGUGAAAGGACCAAUCAGCCAUUUCAACCAGAACUUAAUGCUAGUAUGAUGUAUUACUAUGACGAUGGAACAGGAGUACAAAUGUAUUCUGUGGAUGAAACACUGCUCAAAGAAUACAUUAAACGUCAAAUUGAGUAUUAUUUCAGCACAGAAAAUUUGGAAAGAGACUUUUUUCUGAGGAGAAAGAUGGACCAACAAGGAUUCUUGCCUAUUUCUUUAAUUGCCAGCUUCCAUCGUGUGCAAGCUCUGACUACAAAUGUUAACCUAAUUUUAGAGCAUCCAGGAAGCAUUCUAGAGGGAGAAGACCAGAAUGAUGCUUCUCGCAGCAGCUGGUGGGGUUGUGUGGCUGUAAAGGACAGCACAGAGGUGGAAAUAGUGGAUCAGAAGAUGAGAAAAAGGGUAGAUCCAGAAAAAUGGCCAAUUCCUGGUCCACCUUCACGGAAUCAGCCACAAACUGACUUCUCUCAGCUCAUCAACUGCCCAGAAUUUAUACCAGGAAAAGCUUUUUGUUCACAUACUGAGUCUGCACCAAGUUCUCCAAGAAUGGGAAGCCCAAAGAAAAGCACUGAAACAAGUAAUCUUCAAACAAUGUCUAAAGGAUUAUCUACAAGCUUGCCAGAUCUGGACUCUGAGCCUUGGAUAGAAGUGAAAAAGAGGCAUCGUCCAUCCCCAAUCAAACUAAAGGAAUCUGUGCAUACACUAGAGCACACACCAAGUCAGCAACAGCAGGCCCCACCUUCACAGGAACAAGAACAAGAAGAGCUUGAUUUUUUGUUUGAUGAGGAGAUGGAACAAAUAGAAGGUCGCAAAAAUACAUUUACUGAUUGGUCAGACAAUGAUUCAGAUUAUGAAAUUGAUGACCAUGAUGUAAACAAAAUUUUGAUUGUAACACAGACACCACCUUCCAUGAGAAAACAUCCUGGUGGAGAUCGCACUGGCAACCAUGUGUCUCGUGCAAAAAUUACAUCAGAACUUGCUAAAGCUAUUAAUGAUGGUUUAUACUAUUAUGAACAGGAUUUGUGGAUGGAGCAGGGUGAAAAUGAUUCUACAGCCAUGAAGCAAGAGGUUGAAAACUUUAAGAAACUAAAUCUCAUCAGUAAAGAAGAGUUUGACAGUCUUACACCUGAGCCGAACCAGGAAGUUCUUCCAUGGCCUUCAAGGUCACAACAAGAUUUAACAGAUGAGCUAGCUUGUAAAUUGUUUGGUGUUGUAGAAGUACCUCCAACAACAAUGGCUCGUUCACUGCCAACAGCAGUCCCAGAAUCUCCAAGAGUUCAUCCUGCCAGAACACCCAAAACACCUCGUACCCCAAGGUUGCAAGAUCCCAACAAAACACCAAGAUUCUAUCCUGUUGUUAAAGAAACAAGAUCCAUUGAUGUAAAGAUUCCAAGAAAAAGAAAAACACGACAUAGUACAAACCCUCCUCUAGAAUGCCAUGUUGGUUGGGUAAUGGAUUCCAGAGAUCACAGGCCAAGAACAUCUUCUGUGAGCAGUUCAAAUGCUUCGCCUUCAGAAGGUGCUCCAAAAGCAGGAAGUUAUGGGUGUACCCCUCACUCACUUCCCAAGUUCCAGCAUCCUUCUCAUGAACUUUUAAAGGAAAAUGGCUUUACACAACAAGUGUACCACAAAUAUCGUCGAAGGUGCCUAGUUGAGAGAAAACGGUUGGGAAUUGGCCAAUCCCAGGAAAUGAACACACUCUUUCGUUUCUGGUCCUUUUUUCUCAGAGAUCACUUCAACAAGAAAAUGUAUGAGGAAUUCAGACAACUUGCUCUAGAUGAUGCAAAAGAACACUACAGGUAUGGAUUGGAAUGCUUGUUUAGAUUUUACAGCUAUGGUUUGGAAAAAAAAUUCAGACAAGAGAUCUUCAAGGAUUUCCAAGAAGAAACAAAAAAAGACUAUGAAUCUGGUCAGCUUUAUGGAUUAGAAAAGUUUUGGGCUUAUCUGAAAUACUCUCAAUCAAAAACUCUACCCAUUGACCCCAAACUGCAGGAGUACCUUUGUAACUUUAAGAGACUGGAGGACUUCAGAGUUGAUCCUCCUCUUAGUGAAAUAACUGGGAGAAAAAGACCUUCAGCUUCAGUAGGUGAGGAGAGUGGUUGUCAUAGACAUCAGUCUACAUCCUCUUCUAAGACUCUAAUUGCUGCUGAAACCACAGCUGACAAUCAAUUUCAGAUCCCAGUAAACUUUUACGAUGGGGAUACUGCGCAGGAAUCAAUUGACAAGUUAGGCCAGAACAGCCUUGCCACAAAAUCAACAGAAGGUGACAUAUCUAAAAAAUAGACUUAAGACAAGUUAGUGCUCUUGAGGUCAACUUUUACAUCAAUAUUUUAGUUCAGAAAUUUUCAAGGGGAACUGCUCGAAUGCUUGAUUAAAAACAAAUGUAUGGGAAGACAAAGGAUUGCAUUUUCUUUCACAAGAAAGUUAAUGUUUCCCAUGGUUGGGGGUGGCUGGUUCUGAGAUCAUCAAAGGGUUUCUAGGAAAAUGUCUAUGGUUUCAGUAUUGCUUUCCUUGAGUUAUUGUUUACAAAAAUGGCAUUCCUGUACUAUAUGCAAAAAAUAUUUUGGGGAUGCCUUACAUUUUAGCUCAUACUUCUUAAAGAAGAUACAAUAUAUCCUUGUUACUUAUUGAGCUUUCUUCACCUAAGUUCCCCAUUAUGAAUUAUUAAUUGUAUGUAUCAAAGCCAAAAAGAGAAUGUAUAUUUUUUUAAAUUACAGAAAGGAUCUAAGUUUGUAGGCUCCUUCUUACAUAUAUAAUUAUAAAAAUAUUUGCUUUUUUUGUAAAAAGUAAAAGCAAAUUUAAGGAUGUGAACCUGUAAGGAACUGUGUGCGCUUCUGGAUUCUGUUUAAUUAUUUUGCUUUCUAUUUUUUAUUUCAGGAUCUCCAUAGUUAGUGUUUUGUUAGGUGUGGGGUUCUCUAAGUGGACAUCAGCUGGUUUAGUUUUAAGGAAGUGUUCAAUGCUUGUUUUUAUAUGAAUGUGAGCAAAAGUAAAGUAGAAGGGUAAAGUGGGUGUGUUGAUAUAUAUACUGUCCUAAAUUCACUAAAUAUCUGCAGAUUUUGCAGGUUCAUAAAAUAGCAAAUAACAUUCAAAUCAUCCUCAGUUUCAUAGAGGUUCUUGUUUUUUCAUUUCUCUCUAUUUCAUGGUUAUAAAGUGUGCUACAGGAGGUAUAGCAGAUCGAUUUCUUUUUAGAUUUUAUUUUAAUUUCAACUCAAAUAUUUAGUUUUACUUGUGAGACAAAUUUAAAAAUUAAAGCAGUUAUUCUAAAUUUGUUUUUAUAUUUUAGAAUGUAUGUGAAUGAAGUUAUAACUUAAAAUUCUGCUAGAUAUGAGACUAAAUGAGAUUUCAACAAACCAGUCAAGACAUUAGUUUUAUUAAAUGUAAACAGUUCAAAUAAACAUUCAUUUCUAGUGUUGGAACAUGAGUAAAAUCACGAGUUUUAUCACCCAUAAUUACUUAUUAACUUCAUUUAUUUUGAUUUAGAAGAUUUAGUAUAACUGAGGAAAUGACUUCUUUCUAAGGUACAUGGGAAGAUAGGAAUGAGUUCAUUUUUGCUUUACUUGUUAACUGCCAAACAGCCUUCAGUUAACUUUAUAACUAGAAGUAAUGUCUAACAUUGAUGCCUUAAUACUGGGAGGUGUCCUAAACGACUCAAUAUCCAAAGAAUUAUUUUUAAACUUGUAGUGGAUUUUAGAAGUUGAUAUAACUUCAAGUCCAUUAAAAUUUUCAGUCAUGUUACCUUGUGAAUCUGAAUAGAACAAUUAUGAACACACAUGCACUUGUAAAUGAGUAUAUAGCAGUGGCCUUCCUAGUAGUUAGAGUAAUUUCAAUACACAAUUGAACCUUGUAGAAGUAACCUAUUUUCAAAUGAAAAUAGGAACUAGCAUAAUAGGAAUUGAUGCAAAUGAAUAUUUUAAAUAGCAUCUUUUCAAUGUACUAGUCAUACAUCUCAGAGCUAUGUUUGAUCUAUGCCUCUUUCUGUCCAUGAAAAUGAUGCAAAUGUAAAUUUGGAUUGAAACUGUAUAUACAAGUAAUAGACUUUGAAUAUUUACUUUCACUUCUUUUUCAUUGAAUGAAAUGUGUGCAUAUAUUUAGCAUUCAGUGUGUGUAAUUUGUGGUAUAUCUUUUCAAAUUUUAUAAAAAUAUCAAAAAAC
Molecule: messenger RNA, 6446 nt
Organism: Gopherus evgoodei (Goodes thornscrub tortoise)
Lineage: Eukaryota; Metazoa; Chordata; Testudines; Testudinidae
Gene: LARP1B
Product: La ribonucleoprotein domain family member 1B
Exons: 17
Coding region: 1903-4578 (891 amino acids)
Biological process (GO): positive regulation of translation; mRNA stabilization
Cellular component (GO): cytosol; cytoplasmic stress granule
Molecular function (GO): RNA cap binding
Source: RefSeq, a predicted model, not a curated record